Merops nubicus (carmine bee-eater) is the source of this 3387-nucleotide messenger RNA. It is a transcript of the gene ABL1, whose product is annotated as ABL proto-oncogene 1, non-receptor tyrosine kinase. The record is from RefSeq and is a predicted model, not a curated record. Gene Ontology annotation, biological process: regulation of apoptotic process; protein phosphorylation. The coding region runs from base 1 to 3387 and encodes 1128 amino acids. The transcript has 11 exons. Gene Ontology annotation, molecular function: non-membrane spanning protein tyrosine kinase activity; ATP binding; protein binding. Lineage: Eukaryota; Metazoa; Chordata; Aves; Coraciiformes; Meropidae.
AUGAAAAUGUUGGAGAUUUGCUUGAAAUUGGUGGGUUGCAAAUCGAAGAAGGGGCUUUCCUCCUCCUCCAGCUGCUACCUGGAAGAAGCCCUUCAGAGACCAGUAGUGUCAGACUUCGAGCCCCAAGGUCUGAGCGAAGCAGCUCGCUGGAACUCCAAGGAAAACCUCCUGUCCUGUCCUAGUGAGAAUGACCCCCAUCUCUUUGUUGCACUGUAUGACUUUGUGGCGAGUGGGGACAACACUCUCAGCAUAACUAAAGGUGAAAAGCUGCGUGUCCUGGGCUACAACCACAACGGGGAAUGGUGCGAGGCCCAAACCAAGAACGGACAAGGCUGGGUGCCCAGCAACUACAUCACCCCAGUGAAUAGUUUGGAGAAGCACUCCUGGUACCACGGGCCGGUGUCUCGUAACGCAGCCGAGUACCUGCUGAGCAGCGGGAUCAACGGCAGCUUCCUCGUGCGAGAGAGUGAGAGCAGCCCUGGCCAGAGAUCCAUUUCCCUGCGGUACGAGGGCAGGGUGUACCACUACAGGAUAAACACUGCCUCCGAUGGAAAGCUGUACGUCUCUUCGGAGAGUCGCUUCAACACCUUAGCAGAGCUGGUCCAUCAUCACUCCACGGUGGCAGAUGGGCUCAUCACCACUCUGCACUACCCGGCCCCCAAGCGCAACAAGCCCACCAUCUACGGCGUGUCUCCCAACUACGACAAGUGGGAGAUCGAGCGCACCGACAUCACCAUGAAGCACAAGCUGGGUGGAGGCCAGUAUGGAGAGGUCUACGAGGGAGUCUGGAAGAAGUACAACCUUACGGUGGCUGUGAAGACUCUGAAGGAGGAUACCAUGGAGGUGGAAGAGUUCUUGAAAGAAGCUGCAGUAAUGAAGGAGAUCAAGCAUCCGAACUUGGUACAAUUAUUAGGGGUGUGCACACGGGAACCUCCUUUCUACAUCAUCACGGAGUUCAUGACGUACGGGAACCUGCUGGAUUACCUGCGGGAGUGCAACCGGCAGGAGGUGAACGCUGUGGUGCUGCUCUACAUGGCAACCCAGAUCUCCUCAGCCAUGGAGUACCUGGAGAAGAAGAAUUUCAUUCACAGGGACCUUGCUGCCAGAAACUGCCUUGUAGGGGAGAACCACUUGGUGAAGGUGGCAGACUUUGGCCUGAGCAGGCUAAUGACAGGCGACACAUACACUGCCCACGCCGGAGCAAAAUUCCCCAUCAAGUGGACUGCACCAGAAAGCCUGGCCUACAAUAAGUUCUCCAUUAAAUCAGACGUCUGGGCCUUUGGCGUUCUGCUGUGGGAAAUUGCCACCUAUGGUAUGUCCCCUUACCCUGGGAUUGACCUGUCCCAAGUGUAUGAGCUGCUGGAGAAAGACUACCGUAUGGAGCGCCCUGAAGGCUGUCCAGAGAAAGUGUAUGAGCUCAUGAGAGCAUGCUGGCAGUGGAGCCCUUCUGACAGACCCUCCUUUGCUGAGAUCCAUCAGGCCUUUGAAACGAUGUUUCAGGAAUCCAGCAUAUCAGAUGAGGUGGAGAAGGAAUUGGGAAAGAAGGGCAUGAGGAGUGUAGUGAGCAAUUUCCUCCAGGCCCCAGAGCUACCAACCAAAACGCGAACGUCGAGGAGAGCUGCUGAAAGCAAAGAUGCCAAUGAGGGCUUGGAGACUGCACAUGCCCGAGGCCAGGGGGAGUGUGACCCUCUGGAUCACGAACCUGCUAUUUCUCCCUUGCUCCCACGGAAGGAGAGGGUGGCCCUGGAGAGCAGCUUGAACGAAGAUGAGAGGCUGCUACCGAAGGACAAAAAGCACAACCUCUUCAGUGCCCUUAUCAAGAAGAAGAAGAAGACAGCCCCUACCCCUCCAAAACGGAGCAGCUCCUUCAGAGAGAUGGACGGGCACGCGGAGCGCAGGGCGGGCGGGGAGGAGGAGUGCAGGGACCCUGGCAAUGGAGCUUUCAUUGCACCCCCUGCAGACCCAGCCGACCCCUCCAAGUUUCAGAGCCCGAGCAACGGGGCCGGUGUCACCAACGGGGUCGUUGCUGGGAACUCUGGCUUCCUGUCUCCCCACUUACGGAAGAAGUCCAGCACGAUGAGCAGCAGUCGAGGGGUGCCUGGUGAAGACGAGAGUAGUUCCAACUCCAGCAAGCGCUUCUUGAGGUCCUGCUCAGCCUCCUGUGUGCCCCACGGAGCAAAGGACACAGAGUGGAAGUCUGUGACUCUGCCUCGGGAUCUGCAGUCCACGGGACGCCAGUUUGAUUCCUCCACUUUUGGGGGGCACAAAAGUGAAAAGCCAGCGCUGCCUCGGAAGCGGGCAAACGAGGCCAAGACUGACCUUGCUGUCAGGGGAACGGUGACCCCUCCUCCACGGCUGCUUAAGAAAAAUGAAGAGACCACUGAUGAUGUGUUCAAGGAUGCAGAGUCGAGCCCUGGAUCCAGCCCUCCCACUCUGACGCCAAAACUCGGCCGUAGGCAGCCUGCUGCCCCUCCUUCCUCCAGCGUGCUCCACAAGGAUGAGGGAGUCAAAGCCAGUGCCUUAGGUACCACUGUGACGAUGGACCAAGGUUCCACUGCCAAACCUAACCCUGCUGGGUUCGUGGGUGCCAGCAAAGCUUCCUCUGAGGAGCCCCGGCUGAGGAGGCUCAAGCAGGCCUCUGAGCCGGCAGGGAAGGACAAAGGGAAGCUAUCCAAGCUGAAGCCGGCCCCUCCGCUUCCGCUGUCCUCAUCCUCCAUCAGCAAGCCUGGGAAGGUUUCUCACAGUCCCAGCCACGAGGCAGCAGCAGCAGAUGUGGUGUCUGGGCCGAAAUCCAAACAGUUGACUCAGGUUGGAGAGGCUGUGAGCAGCGAUGCUGUCAAGCCAAACCCAUCAGGGGAAGGUGUGAAAAAGCUGGGGAUCCCCUCUGUACCAAAGCCACAGUCCUCUACAAAGCUGCUGCUGAGCACGGCAACCCCAGCUGCCUCUGCCUCAUCCGUGCCCUCCGCCCCGGGCGGGGACCAGCCGUCCUCCACAGCCUUCAUCCCUCUCAUAUCCACCCGGGUGUCGCUGCGGAAGACCCGGCAGCCCCCGGAGAGGAUCGCCAGCGGCACCAUCACCAAAGGGGUGGUGCUGGAGAGCACCGAGGCUCUGCGGGUCGCCAUCAGCAAGAACUCGGAGCAAAUGGCGAGCCACAGCGCCGUCUUGGAGGCUGGCAAGAACCUCUACACCUUCUGUGUGAGCUACGUGGACUCCAUUCAGCAGAUGAGGAACAAAUUUGCCUUCCGGGAGGCCAUCAAUAAGCUGGAGAAUAACCUAAGGGAGCUUCAGAUCUGCCCAGCGACAGCUGGCAGCGGUCCUGCGGCCACCCAGGACUUUAGCAAACUGCUCAGUUCAGUGAAAGAAAUCAGCGACAUUGUUCAGAGGUAG